Messenger RNA from Chelonus insularis, 3725 nucleotides. RefSeq names its product amontillado (gene amon). Gene Ontology annotation, molecular function: serine-type endopeptidase activity. Gene Ontology annotation, biological process: peptide hormone processing. The transcript has 13 exons. NCBI's taxonomy places the organism in Eukaryota, Metazoa, Arthropoda, Insecta, Hymenoptera, Braconidae. The coding region runs from base 610 to 2748 and encodes 712 amino acids. Gene Ontology annotation, cellular component: membrane; neuron projection. The record is from RefSeq and is a predicted model, not a curated record.
UAAUAAGCUAGUUAUUACCUAAUAUUCAUAUAUCCUUCAUGAUGGAAAUUCUUAAUUCAGCAAAUAUAAAAUACACAAUUUGAUUUGGUAAUUUCCAAUUAUAAUUUACAGUUCUGAUUAUGAAAUCAAUUUAAAAAAGGAAAAGACCAAUUUAGGAAUGUCCACGGUAAGAAUUCUCACUAUCAAUGAUUCUUGAUUUAAGGAAACGUCUGAGAUAGAAGGGUCGGAUAUUGCACUUUUGCAUAUAUCAUCAAUAAAAAAUGUUGGCGCUGGCGCACUUGGUCAUGAACUUUGGAUUAUUCUUCGUUAACGUUAAAUCAAUAUAAAGAGUGACGUCAGAGAAAAUGUUUGUAGCAUUUUGUGCGCACGAGUGAAAAGGCAUGGUUAUAGUCAGACAAGCAGUGAAACAAUAAGUGGGGUAGCAAAGUAUCAUUAUCAUCGUCAUCCCUGUAUCAAACAGAAAACUUAUACAAUGAUGCUAGUAGUAGAAGAAGUGUGAUGGCGUUAUUCUUAUUGUAACAUUCUAUCAGUCUCAUAAAAAGCGGUUGGUAUAUAUAAGUUCAUCAUUGAUUACCAGCCGAAUAAAUACACAGUAUUAGUCAAGUUUGGAUGACAAUGAAGAAAACACGUGUUAGAUUCGAUACUAAUAAUGACCAAUCCAGGAAUACUAAAAUUGCUUCAUUGCACUCAAAUCUAAUAAACAAAAAUAAUUUUUCUGAUCGUUAUAACAAAAAAACAAAAUUUUCAUUACAUCAGCUGACAAGUGAUAAUUAUUUAAAAAAGAGUGUGAGUAGUAAAACGUAUGGGUAUAAAAAAAGAAGUAUUUUUUACGUUUUUGGAAUUUUUGCAUUUGUUAUUUUCGCCGUCAUUGGUUCUAAUCAUGUUAACGCUAAACCAGAAGUUUUUACUAAUGCUUUCCUUGUCAAAAUGAGACAACCUUUAAUUAAACAUCUGGCUGACCAAGUGGCUGAAAGAAAUGGAUUCGUUAACCUUGGUCCGGUGUUGGGUAGCCAGACAGAGUAUCAUUUCAUUCAUAGAGCGUUACCACAAGUGAGGACUAAAAGAUCAGUUCCUCACACUAGACGACUAAAAAUAGAUCCUAUGAUUCAUACCGUAGUUCAACAAACGGGUUUUAAACGUGUAAAGAGAGGAUACCGUCCUCUAAGUGUAGAGAAUCUUGUACCAUUCUACACUAAAAAUUUGAUAGAAGAACAAGAGAAUCAAGAUCCUACUGAUCCCUAUUUUCAAUACCAAUGGUAUUUAAAAAAUACCGGCCAAAAUGGUGGAAAACCGAAACUUGACCUUAAUGUAGAAGCAGCAUGGGCUCAAGGUAUCACAGGAAAAAAUGUCACCACAGCUAUCAUGGAUGAUGGUGUGGAUUAUAUGCAUCCCGAUUUAAAGUAUAACUAUAAUGCAGAAGCAUCGUAUGAUUUCAGUAGUAAUGAUCCUUAUCCAUAUCCAAGAUAUACAGAUGACUGGUUUAAUAGUCAUGGAACAAGGUGCGCAGGGGAGGUUGCAGCCGCUCGUGAUAAUGGUGUUUGUGGUGUUGGUGUAGCAUAUGAUUCUAAGGUUGCUGGGAUUAGAAUGUUAGACCAACCUUAUAUGACCGAUCUGAUAGAAGCUAAUAGUAUGGGUCAUGAACCUAAUCUCAUUGACAUAUACAGUGCUUCUUGGGGGCCUACUGAUGACGGCAAGACUGUAGAUGGUCCAAGAAAUGCUACGAUGAGGGCCAUUGUUCGAGGAGUUAAUGAAGGACGCCGAGGAUUAGGUAAUAUUUAUGUCUGGGCAUCUGGAGAUGGUGGUGAAGAAGACGAUUGCAACUGUGAUGGAUACGCUGCAAGCAUGUGGACUGUUAGCAUUAAUAGUGCAAUUAAUAUUGGACAGAAUGCUCAUUACGAUGAAAGUUGCUCCAGCACAUUAGCUUCCACUUUCAGUAAUGGAGCUAAGGAUCCAAAUACCGGGGUGGCCACCACUGAUCUCUAUGGCAAAUGUACUACGACCCACAGUGGCACAUCAGCUGCUGCACCCGAAGCAGCAGGCGUAUUUGCAUUAGCACUUGAGGCCAACCCUCAGUUAACGUGGAGGGAUAUCCAACAUCUCACGGUGCUGACAUCAAAAAGGAAUUCUCUCUUUGAUGCGAAAGGCAGAUUUCAUUGGACAAUGAAUGGGGUUGGCUUGGAAUUCAAUCAUUUAUUCGGAUACGGUGUUCUUGAUGCUGGUGCGAUGGUUGCUUUGGCUAAAAAAUGGAAAACUGUACCACCACGAUAUCAUUGUGAAGCUGGAUCUGUUCUUACCACCCAAGAAAUACCAAGUAGUCACUCCAUCUUUCUUAAGAUUAAAACCAAUGCUUGUGCUGGAACUGAGUACGUUGUUAACUAUCUGGAACAUGUUCAAGCAGUGAUUACUGUCAAUGCAACGCGACGGGGUGAUUUAGAACUCUUUCUAACUUCUCCCAUGGGGACCAGAUCAAUGAUCUUAAGCAAACGUGUUAAUGAUGAUGACCAGCGAGAUGGAUUUACUAAAUGGCCGUUCAUGACGACUCAUACUUGGGGAGAAUAUCCUCAAGGAACAUGGACACUUGAAGUCAGUUUUAAUUCAAAGAAACCACAACACGGAUUCAUUAAAGAGUGGACGUUAAUGCUUCAUGGUACAAGUGAACCUCCAUAUAUUGAUUUACCAGUCGUAGAUCAGCAUUCAAAAUUGGCAGUAGUAAAGAAAGCUCACGAAGAGCGACCUACUUUUAUGUAAUCAAAUACCAUAUGAAUACACUUAUAAUUUACGAUAAAGAAUUCAUUCGAUAUCCAACCAAUCUAUAAAAAAUUUUGGCACAAACAAAAUAACAUUGCAUAUAUUUAAAUCUUCUAAAAUGAUUCUAGUGUUGUCUUCCUGGAUAUAAUUUUUUAAAUCACACAAUGUGGAUUACUAAAUGCGGCAAUUAGGACAAUACUAAGAGUCACAUUUGUCUUAUGUGAAUUCGAUUAUUUAUCAUUAUUUUGGUCAUUCAGAUUAUAAUUUAAUCAUAUGAUUUAUCUCAUUGAGUUUAAAUCUAUUUUUUGUUCUCAUUAUACCAAAAGAUGAUCAUAAUCAAAUAUUUUUUACUAGACCAAAUUAACUUUUUCAUUAAACAUAUCUCUAUUAUGGAAAUUCAAUAGUUUAUAAAUUAUUUUUUAAUCGUCUCUGCUUAUUAAAAGUAUGUCUCUUUAAUUUAAUCCAAUAAUAAUUUUGAUUUUAUACCAAAGAUUUUUUUUUAAUAAAUGAUUUUCAAAAAUACAUUUGAAAAUUUGUAAAAUGGAUUUAUAUGAAAAUUUGCAAGUAGUGUAUGUAAAUGUUAUGUGCUUUCGUUGAUGUUGCGAGCUUUAUUAAUGAUAUCAAAUUAUAGUUUUUGUUAGAAAUAUAAUAUAAUAUUAAUGUUGAAAUACUUUGAAAAUUGUUUAUUUAAAUUAUGUUAGUUUAUGAAGGUAUGUUUCCGAAAAUUAAUAUUUUUAUGAUUUAAAAUAUAUUUUCCAUAUAAUGUUAAUUAGUUGAUUUAUAAUUACCAUGAAUUGGGAUGAUUAUUUUAAUAAUAGUAAAAUCGAGUAGCGAUGACUGUGUAACAUAUGAUAUCACAUAUUAUAUCAAGUGUAAAUGAAUUAUUAAAGGAAUAACAAGAGAGUUAAAAAAAAAUGUUUAAUAAUUCAAAGAAAUUUAUUUGUAACUGUUGUCAAAUAAAUUAUUUUAAAAUCUAA